Truncatella angustata is the source of this 1068-nucleotide messenger RNA. RefSeq names its product mitogen activated protein kinase. Bases 1 to 1068 code for a protein of 355 amino acids. NCBI's taxonomy places the organism in Eukaryota, Fungi, Ascomycota, Sordariomycetes, Amphisphaeriales, Sporocadaceae. The transcript is spliced from 3 exons. Gene Ontology annotation, cellular component: cytoplasm; nucleus. Gene Ontology annotation, biological process: protein phosphorylation; intracellular signal transduction. Gene Ontology annotation, molecular function: MAP kinase activity; ATP binding. The record is from RefSeq and is a predicted model, not a curated record.
AUGUCGCGAGCCCAGGCCCCUAACCCUGCGGGGUCUCGUAAGAUCUCCUUUAACGUCAGUGAGCAGUACGACAUUCAAGAUGUCGUUGGUGAGGGUGCCUACGGUGUUGUCUGUUCGGCAAUCCACAAGCCCUCUGGCCAAAAGGUGGCCAUCAAGAAGAUCACGCCCUUCGACCACUCCAUGUUCUGUCUGAGAACACUGCGCGAGAUGAAGCUUCUCCGAUACUUCAACCACGAGAACAUCAUCUCCAUUCUCGACAUCCAAAAGCCCCGCAACUACGAGACCUUCCAGGAGGUCUACCUGAUUCAAGAACUCAUGGAGACGGAUAUGCACAGAGUCAUUCGCACGCAAGAUCUCUCGGAUGAUCACUGCCAAUACUUCAUCUACCAGACACUGCGCGCCCUCAAGGCUAUGCACUCGGCAAACGUGCUGCACAGAGACUUGAAGCCCAGCAAUCUCCUCUUGAACGCUAACUGUGACCUCAAGGUUUGUGAUUUCGGCUUGGCACGAUCUGCUGCUUCUCAGGAGGACAACUCGGGCUUCAUGACCGAAUAUGUUGCCACCCGUUGGUACCGUGCCCCCGAGAUCAUGUUGACCUUCAAGGAGUAUACAAAGGCUAUCGAUGUCUGGAGUGUUGGAUGCAUUCUGGCCGAGAUGCUUAGUGGGAAGCCUUUGUUCCCCGGAAAGGACUACCACCACCAGCUUACGCUCAUCCUGGACGUUCUUGGUACGCCGACUAUGGAGGACUACUACGGCAUCAAGUCGCGCCGUGCUCGCGAGUAUAUCCGCUCUCUGCCCUUCAAGAAGAAGGUGCCUCUUCGAACCUUGUUCCCUAAGACCUCUGAUCUGGCCUUGGAUCUGCUGGAGAAGCUGUUGGCAUUCAACCCUGUCAAGCGAAUCACUGUGGAGGAGGCGCUGAAGCACCCUUACCUCGAGCCCUACCAUGACCCUGAGGACGAGCCCACCGCUCCCCCGAUCCCUGAAGAAUUCUUCGACUUUGACAAGCACAAGGACAACCUGAGCAAGGAGCAACUGAAGCAGCUCAUCUACCAGGAGAUCAUGCGAUAA